Messenger RNA from Boleophthalmus pectinirostris (great blue-spotted mudskipper), 1370 nucleotides. Its product is annotated as keratin, type I cytoskeletal 13-like. Gene Ontology annotation, molecular function: structural molecule activity. Bases 58 to 1308 code for a protein of 416 amino acids. Lineage: Eukaryota; Metazoa; Chordata; Actinopteri; Gobiiformes; Gobiidae. The transcript is spliced from 7 exons. The record is from RefSeq and is a predicted model, not a curated record.
CUGCAUCAGUCAGCCUCUACUCUCUAAGACAGGCAGAUCUCUGAGCAAACUUCAACAAUGUCAUCCUACGCCUUCUCCAAACAGUCUUUCAGCGGCAGCGGAGGUAGUACCAGGGCCGGCGGGCGCCAGUACUCCCACAGUGUCCAUGGUGGGGGCAGUAGUCUGAGGAUGUCCUCAGGCUCUCGCACCUUCACCUCUGGAGGUAGUGCUGGAUUUGGCAUGGGCAGUGCUGCUGCAUUUGGCAUGGGUGGGGGUGGUUUUGGAGACGAACUUUCAAUCGGUGCCAAUGAGAAACAGACCAUGCAGAACCUGAACGACCGCCUGGCCAGCUACCUGGAGAAAGUACGCAAGCUAGAGGCUGCCAAUGCUGAUCUGGAGCUCAAGAUCCGCCAGUUCUUAGAGGGUAAAGCCUCUCCUACAGCACGAGACUACUCUGCAUUCUACGCUACCAUCGCUGACUUGCAGGGAAAGAUCCAGGAUGCCACUCGUAUUAACGGAGGCAUCUAUUUGUCCAUUGAUAACGCAAAGUUGGCUGCAGAUGACUUCAGAACUAAAUAUGAGAACGAGCUCGCCAUGCGCCAGUCAGUGGAGGCAGACAUCGCAGGCCUGAAGAGGAUGCUCGAUGAACUGACCUUGGCUAGAUCGGACCUUGAAAUGCAGAUUGAGGGUCUCAAGGAGGAGCUGAUCUUCCUCAAGAAGAACCAUGAAGAGGAAAUGGCAGCCAUGAGGAGUCAAGUGGGUGGACAAGUUAAUGUGGAGGUGGACGCUAAGCCUCAGAUGGACCUUGGAACCGCCAUGGCUCAAAUUCGUGAACAGUAUGAGGCCGUAGCUGCCAAGAACCAGAGAGAACUUGAACAAUGGUUCAAUGCCAAAACAGAAGAACUAAACAAAGAAGUAGCAACAAGUCAGGAAACCUUAGUAACAUCCAAAUCAGAAAUCUCAGAACUUCGUCGCACACUUCAAGGCCUGGAGAUUGAGCUUCAGUCACAACUGAGCAUGAAAGCAGCUCUUGAGGGAACCUUAGGAGAAACAGAGGGGAGGUAUUCCAUGAAGCUCCAAAGUAUGCAGAUGCAGGUGACAAAUCUGGAAGCUCAGAUCACCGGGCUGCGCGCAGACAUAGAGCGACAGACCCAGGAGUACAACAUGUUACUUGACAUCAAGACCAGGCUUGAGAUAGAAAUCUCAGAGUACAGAAGGCUGCUGGAUGGAGAGGCAAGCAUCAGCAGCAGCAGCUCCACUACUACAAAGACCACCAGGGUUGUUGUGGUCACGGAGGAAUCUAGGGAUGGCAAAGUGACUACUACAUAAACCUGAACUCAGUUCUAACUGCACAUGCAAAAGAAAAAUAAAGUUUUAGUGCUGACACAUUA